This is a messenger RNA of Geodia barretti, 556 nucleotides long. Lineage: Eukaryota; Metazoa; Porifera; Demospongiae; Tetractinellida; Geodiidae. The record is from the annotation of a GenBank genome assembly.
AUAGAUGAAGAGUGAAGAGAGAAAGAAGUUGAGGUAUACAAAGUUAUCUACACGUUGUGCCUGGAACCACAAUUCUCAUCCGCUCGGGAGAAACGGAGAAGGUGCGGUUGGUCUUGUCUCCGAGGCAACCGUCUGGCAUCCCCUCCACCCUCGCUAUCGUGAUGACAUAAUCGUCGGGAGUGAUGGCGGAGAGGAGGGGAGAGGGGGAGAGGAUGAUGGUCGCGGAUGUGCUGGUGAUGUUGGUGAUUGUCAGAGGUGGAGGAGACAGUCGGGCUGUUUGAGGACACAAGAAAAAACAAUCAAACUAAAAAGAAGCUAGUCCAUCGUACACUCGUCCGCCAGCUAUUGUAAAUUUAGACGCCGGCAGAUUCAAAUUGACCAAUCAGAUUUCGUAAAACGUGGAUUCUAAAUCCCGUAUUUUCCAAGUGCGUGUUACCACGGAGACGCCCGCCAGAAAAUGUGUCUUCGAUGGCAAUGUUUUAAGCCUUAAAAUCUGCUUACAAGUGAAAUGCUUAAAAACAUAACAUUUUUGUGUGUAUGGCCGAUUAAAUUUUCC